GUGGAGUCACUUGUUAAUGACCUUCACUGCAAGCUCUGUGAGAUUACCUGCGUUCAGACAAGAACCGGGACUUUGCGCUGCAUGAGAACACUUGCUUACCAUCAUCUCAUUGCUGUUAUCAACUGCCUCAUGAAAUACAACCUGCCAUAUGACCAGACAGUACGUGACUGUUGGCAAGUUUUGGCAGGAGAUGGCGCCACUGCACAGAACGUGCUGGACAGACUGCUAGAGUCUCUUGCACGUGCUGUGCCAUUCCAGGAGAAACCUGACCCACGCGAGCGGGACAAGACCAAAACUCUGCGCAUUGCCAAUAACCAGCCAUUAGCUGUGCUGAGCGCACUCGCAGAGAUCUUCAGGGCCGACAACUGCACUGCGACGAUGAUGCAGAACUACGCUCGCGUCUUCGUCACCCUGCUCACCUCCAUCGGCGUCAUGGUCGACGUGAAGGCCCCUCCCCACCAGAAGCAGGAGGAGAAGAAGGACGAGAAGCAGUCGGGAGGGAAGACGGGCCCACGCGGAGAAGACUGGGCAUGGGAUAUUCUCGCACCCAGCCGUGACCAGGUGCUAAAUCCCAGCAGGAUUUCUAUCGAGGCUCUGCGGAACUUUCUUGUGUGUACAGGCGGGGAUAUGAUCAUUGAUGGGUUGCAGCGCAUUGACGGAUGGAAGAAGCUGGCUGUAGCUGCAGACAUCCCUGAUGUCAUUUGUAAUGUAGCAAGGUCAUUGGCAGUGCAGAAACCAGAGCUAUUGACACAGGUCAUCACGGCUAUGAAUCCAUCACUAGCAAGUCUGUACGACACACAAAGAAUCGUCGCAGUAGCAUUUCUCGGGGAGUUGAUAGGUCACUGUGGGAAGGCGGAUGGCGCGCUCACUGAGAUCAUGAUGAACAGUUUAAUGACUAGGCUCGUCGAUCCCUCGCAGUCCGUCCGCAUGCUGUGCAUACGCGGCCUCGGUAACGUAGGCACUGCUGGAAACGAGCAGGUGCAGAAGUAUUCGACGACGGUGUUGUCGGCGAUGAUGGCAGGCAUGGAUGACCGUGAGGACAAGGAAGGCGACAUCACGUUGGCAGCCAUGUCUGGUCUGUCCAAGAUACUGGCGGCCAUCGACGAGCACCAUGUGCGGGGCAUACUGAUAAACAUUGCAUUGCGCAUACGUCCCUGCUUUGAGAAGGAGAGGGACGAGGUGAGGGCCGAGGCCUUCCGCUUGUUUGGAAAUCUGUCAAGAUUUUCCGACGGGCCGUCCCGCGAUCCGUUUCUCGAGCAGAUUCAUGCCAACCUGGUGAGUCUCCUGCUGCACCUCCAUGACAGCAGUGAGGAUGUAGUCAAGGCAAGCAAGUAUAGCCUGCGGCUGCUCGGUCCACGCAUCAGUUCCAGCUCCCUGAAUGACAUGUUCCAGAAGCACCUGCUAGACGAUGCUCACCUUCACUAUGGCGAGUUCAUCAAUGACCUUUCCAAGGUCCUGAUCGCCAGCUAUCCGGAGAAGAUAAAUUUCUAUGUGAUGGGUAAUGUGUCUUUCUUCAAGAGCUCUUGUCACAUGAUCAGAAGCAAUGCUGCAAUGUUUACAGGGUUUUUAUUAGGAAAUUUGCCAAAAGAGAAGCAAAUGUCAAUCUCAAAGGAGCAUGUUUGUGGAGUUAUGUGA
Priapulus caudatus is the source of this 1635-nucleotide messenger RNA. RefSeq names its product maestro heat-like repeat-containing protein family member 1. NCBI's taxonomy places the organism in Eukaryota, Metazoa, Priapulida, Priapulimorpha, Priapulimorphida, Priapulidae. The record is from RefSeq and is a predicted model, not a curated record. Gene Ontology annotation, cellular component: cytoplasm.